Messenger RNA from Fundulus heteroclitus (mummichog), 3373 nucleotides. RefSeq names its product procollagen, type IX, alpha 2 (gene col9a2). The coding region runs from base 132 to 2207 and encodes 691 amino acids. The transcript is spliced from 32 exons. NCBI's taxonomy places the organism in Eukaryota, Metazoa, Chordata, Actinopteri, Cyprinodontiformes, Fundulidae. The record is from RefSeq and is a predicted model, not a curated record.
UCUCUCCUUCUGAAAGCACUUUUUCCCCCCUCUCUGCACCGUGCCAGAGAGGAGAGGAGCAAAGGAGCGCAAAGAGGAGCGAGAAGAGAGGAUUUGCCCAUCAGACGAGAGACGGACGGAGGAGCGGGACCAUGGCUGCCCUCUCCGCCUUGCUGAAGACCUGGGUCAUCGUGCAAACCCUCUGCCUGGCUCUGGCCCAAGUGCGGGGUCCACCCGGAUCUCAGGGCCUGCCGGGUCCUCCAGGCCCCUCUGGCACUCCUGGCUCAGAUGGCAUUGAUGGAGAGAAAGGACCCCCUGGUCCCCCCGGCCCACUCGGACAAAAGGGAGAGCCAGGAGAGCCCGGCCCCGACGGACCUCCCGGAGAAAACGGUCUUGAUGGUUUGAUUGGAGCAAAAGGUGAUCGUGGACCAAUCGGUAGCCCCGGCCCAAAGGGUCAGCCAGGUCCAAGUGGAGAGCCUGGACGUCCAGGGCUCGGCCUUCCAGGUCUGGCUGGUGCCCCGGGGCCAAUCGGCCUUCCAGGUCAAAUUGGACAACCUGGACCAAAGGGUGUUCUGGGGCCACCAGGUCCUCCGGGUCUCCCUGGUCCUGCAGGCAAGCCAGGUCCUCCAGGCAAGUUUAUUGGUCUCGAGGAAGGCAGUGCAGACUUUCAGUGUCCUCUCAACUGCCCAGCGGGACCUAAAGGCCCACAGGGACUGCAGGGUGUCAAGGGACACAAAGGGCGUGCCGGUGUUCUCGGAGACCCCGGGAGCAUAGGGAGACCGGGACCUAAGGGAGAUGUCGGUAUCUCUGGGGAACAGGGUAUCCCAGGACCCCCGGGUCCAAUGGGUCUGAGGGGGUAUCCAGGAAUGAUGGGUCCUAAAGGAGAGGCGGGCCCUCGUGGAUACAAGGGCAUUGUUGGGCCUGUUGGAAUUCCUGGACCUCCUGGUGAGGAAGGACCACAGGGGCCACUUGGAGACUCGGGAGAAAAAGGAGACAAAGGUGGCCGAGGCAUCCAGGGCCCGCAGGGGGGAGUUGGCAAAAAGGGAGAGAAUGGUCUUCCGGGUAUCGAUGGCAAAGACGGCACACCUGGCAUUCCUGGAAUCAAGGGUGCUCCUGGACAACCCGGAAUGCCUGGCCCUCCUGGUCCUCAGGGGACAGCUGGAUUACCUGGCACCCCGGGGGCAAAGGGAGAACCUGGAGUACAGGGGGAUCCUGGACCAAGGGGCUUUAUUGGCAUGCUUGGUACUCCUGGUCCUUUGGGUGAACCAGGUAUUCCUGGAGCGCCAGGGAUGGAAGGAGUCCCUGGACCAAAGGGCGACAGAGGAGAGCGGGGACCGGUGGGGGCACAGGGACCAGUGGGCAAGCCUGGAAGCAAAGGAGAAAGAGGUCCUAUCGGUAUCCCCGGGCCACAGGGACUUACUGGAACUAAGGGAGACCAGGGCUUCCAAGGCAAAGUUGGUCCGAAGGGAGACGUAGGGGACCCGGGCGUUGAGGGAUUGGCUGGCGAGAAAGGCGAAAAGGGUAUGUCUGGUGAACCUGGGCCCAAAGGACAACAAGGAAUUAGGGGGGACCUAGGACACAAUGGACCCACCGGAGACCCUGGUAAACCAGGAGACCCAGGACCACCUGGACUGCCAGGUCCGAGGGGACUUAAUGGAGAGAGAGGAGUACCCGGCAUGCCAGGAAUUUCAGGACCAACGGGGCGUGACGCGUCUGACCAGCAUAUUAUUGAAGUGGUGCUAAAGAUGUUGCAGGAGAGACUGCAAAGAGUGGCAGUGAGCGACAAGAGGGCUGUGCUUGGUGGUACGGGUGUAAUGGGACCCCCGGGGCCCCCUGGGCCACCAGGGGCACCUGGCCCCCAGGGGCCACAUGGUUUACCUGGUACUCGUGGUAUCCCUGGUAUAAUUGGAGGACCUGGGCAGAUCGGAAACACAGGGCUUAAAGGAAAGAGAGGGCCGAAGGGAGAGAGAGGAGACUCAGGUAAACCUCACCCAGGUCAACCAGGACCUCCUGGGAUACAAGGCCCUCCUGGUGUUGAUGGCGUCGCUCGCGAUGGCAGGCCUGGUGAGAGAGGACCUCAGGGGGCAGCCGGUGAGCCAGGUCGCCCUGGUAAGGCGGGGCCCCAAGGUCUCCCCGGGUUCUGCGAGGCGGCAAUGUGUCUGGCUGCAUCAGCGUACACCUCGCCAAGAUUACAAGAGGCGGGGACGAUCAAAGGACCCAAUGUUUAGAGAUCCCUCUCUCUGAAUCAACUGCUGGGGAGGGAGGGAAAGAGGGAAAAAGAGUGACUGCUCUCCUCAGAUGGGCAACAUCAGGAAAUGAGAGUUGGGGGCAAUGAUAACACGGUGACUGGGUGUUUAGCCCCCCCCCCCCAACUCUCCUAGAUAUUACAAUUGGAAGUUUUUGACUGGUGGGACAUCAUGAUCUUAAUCCCACACAUCACCAUGACAACAGCAGCUCACAGCCACCCACAUCCUUAAGAAUUCUCCAGUGUUUUUGGAUGAUGUCAGUGUCAGUCCCAUCCAAAUACCGUAUUCCUUUUCUAGCCGUUAGACAGGAGCAGAACUCAGACUGAACCGCCACAUCUCCCACCAACACGCUGUCUUCGGGCUCAGAGAUGCUGAAAAUCCAAAAUGGUGAAGGAUGCUUUUCUUUAACAAUGUGGUCACUUUAACGCUCCCAUGUAAAUUCAAUACUUUAUGUGUUUGGAAGGUCGUGCUCCGUCUCUCUCAAGUGGAGCAUCAGACAUUAAAAAUGUGCAAAAAAGAACAAUAAAUAAUUACAGCCUAACUUUUCACUCAGUACUGUAUUAUAAAAUGUAUUUCCUGAUCUGUAAGCUUGAGUGAAAUCCUUGAUUUAACUCAUGUAAAUUGCUUUCCCUCUCCUCCAAUCCCCCCGCUUUCUACCUAAGUCUCAUUUUAGAAAUUAACGACAAGCUUUAUCUCUUCCUCCUGUUGCCUGGCAACAGUAUAUCCCGAAAGGCACUCCCAUCUCCCACAAUGCAGUGCUGUAAAUCUUUGUAAAUGUGUGCUGAUUAUUAUGUGCAGAAAUACCAUGCAGAUCCCUCAGAAAUAAUGAUUUUUUUCCCCCCCAUAAAACAAUUACUUAACAGCUCAUAUGUGCGUUCUAUGCCACUGUCAGAUUUCUACGGGAUGACUGAUUUAUGUCAUUAAAAGAGUUAUUUAUUGUUCUAGAUAUAAUCACCUGUAGAAACAUAAGGGAGGUUUAUUUCUGGAUGUUCACUCCUCCCAAACCAAUAAAGAGGAGCCUUUUAUAAAAUCCAAUGUUCUUCUGUAUCAAUGCUGGGAAGGUGUGUUUAAUCUUUUUCAGAGCCUCUAUAACUUUGCAACAUUAAAACUAUUGAUUUAUGCAUGUAAAUAAACUCCCUUGCCUUACA